ACCGCCUCCCGUCUCUAGGUAACGUGAGGUGGGGGCGGGGGUCAAACAACGCGGCAGCUAGUUGGCCGCUGUUGGCAGGCUCCUCUUUUCGGAGCCUUGACCCUCGGACGCUCAGGGCCAUGGCCCUGCCGCUGCUGCCCGGCAACCGCUUCAGCCGGAAUGUGGGAAAGGAGAAAUUCCACAAAUCUCAACAUUGGGGCUUUUGCAACAAUGUUAGGAUGCUGGUGAGUGAAGAUAAACCAGGAAUAGGUGGAGAACUGCUUUUUGGACAAAAGAUAAAGCCAAAGUAUAAUGUAUUUCCUGAAGAAAUGGGAAAUGACUUGCCAUCCUGGGUGGCUUUUGAUAAACAGGUAUUAUCUUUUGAUGCCUAUUUGGAAGAUGAAGUGCCUGAUAAAAGGCAAGAAAACUAUAGAAUUAGACGCUAUAAAAUCUACUUCUACCUUGAAGAUGACACAAUUCAAGUAAAUGAACCAGCAUUGAAAAACAGCGGAUUGCCUCGAGGAACUUCUAUCCGGCGUCACCGGAUUUCUCUCCCACCUCCGGAUAAGGAUCAGUUUUAUACUGUGUAUCAUUUCAAUGUCGGCAUAGACGUUGUCUUUUAUGGCCGGACAUUCAAGAUUUAUGACUGUGAUACAUUCACAAAAAACUUUCUGAAGAAAAUAGGAGUCAAAGUAAACCCGCCGCGACAAUGUCCAGAAGAUCCUUACCUGAAGUUACGGAGAGAGACGCUGGAUUGCGUGGAGCCCUUACGUCCCUACGAGUCCUUCGACACUCGGAAACAGUUCCUCAACUAUGAUAGGAAGGUUCUGCGUUUCUUCUGCCUGUGGGAUGACUCAGGCUCAAUGUUCGGGGACCGUAGAGAACUCACCCUGCUUUACUUUCUGUCUGAUGAUACUAUCGAAAUCAGAGAAACGUUGCCACAUAACUCAGGAAGAGAUCCUGUGACAGUGUUCCUCCAGAGGAGAAAGCUACCUAAGUAUGGCCCCCCUGGAGUCUAUCAACCAGGCCAGUUAGCAGAUCAAACAGUUCUCAAUAUGUAUGGUGGCUAUUCAGUGAACCGAGUGUACAGAUACCUGCUGGAUAAAUACAAGCCAGAAAAAUUAGAGCAAGAGUUUUACAAAGAUAGUGACCUGUCCAUAGGAACCACCAUCAACGUGUGGGGAAGGAAAGUGCUCCUCUGUGACUGUGACAAAUUCACGAAGACUUAUUAUAAGACUAAAUAUGGAAUUGAGAACUUUACCUCGAUUUCAUGCAAGGCCCCAUCUCCUCCAAAAAUAGAAAGGAAAUUUCCACCUUAUACCGGCUUUGGUUCUGAAGAGGAUUCUCUCCGCUCCUGCAUAGGCCUCAUGCCCACACCUCAUCAGAGGGACUUGAAGAAGUUCAUGGAAAAAGACAGCUAUGGCAACAUAAGCAACAGGCUCCGGUUUUUUGCAAAACUAAUUACAAAAAAACGUGCUGAAAUGGACAGGCUGUUUAUUAUUUCCUAUUUUUUCAGUGAUGACACAAUUUCAGUGUUUGAACCCAUAGAGAGGAAUUCAGGGUUUACGGGUGGGAUGUUCUUGAAAAGAAGUCGUGUUAAGAAGCCUGGACAAGAAGUCUUUAAAAGUGAACUGUCGGAAUACAUCAAGGCUGAGGAGUUGUAUAUUGGAGCCAAAGUGAACGUGAAUGGCUACCUGUUUCUUUUGCUCAAUGCCGAUGAGUACACCUUAAAGUACAUGGAGAAGAAUUCGGAUAAGUUUCCUUUCAGCAACAUUGAACUUGCCCUACAAAAAGUAAAAGAAGAAGAAUCAAAAUCCAGAGAGCUCAAGCAGGUAUUUGCAGCUGCGGAUUGUAUGCACACGAAGAUGGUAGAUUAUAAUAUAUUCAGAGACAUAAUGAUGACUCUAACUGUCGGGAGACUCACAGACCAAGAACUUAUAACCAUUGCACGUCACUACCAGGUGCCUGAGGACCCGUGUCCAGAUAUCCUAAUGGCAGAGGUCCACGAGCAGCUCAAGAAAAAUGGUUUUGAGAAUUUCGAAAGACUCAUUGCUACCUGUGUAUACCAAGAUCGGGAAAAGAAAAAAGUAUUACCCAGCAAAGACAUCAGAAGGCUGUGCAAGUCUGCCAGGUUACCUUUGGAUGAUGAUCUUCUAGCAUCCUUGCUGUCCAGGUUUGAAGACAGUGAAAAACAAAUAAAUUACGAAUCAUUUUUCUGUGCCCUGAAUUGGAGAGUGAAUCCGAUGCCCGAAUUGGAAGCAGUGUCACCCAAUAAAGAGAGAUGUGAAGAGGAGUGGCUCGGGAUGCCAUCACCUAUUCCUGCGAAAUGCAUUAACUAUUUAAAGCUUUUAAAGGAUGUGUUUGGCUUAGAGGAGGAGUAACCAUGCAGCUUUGGUUACCUCCCUUUGAUUUCCUGCUCUACUUUUGCCAAGUCUGUUUCAGUAGCUAUAAUUCCAUUAAAAACAAAAAGAAACAAAGUUCAUAUUGAAUUAAAAUCCCAUAGACUGCAAUUAAUCUCCAUUUGUCAUGUUAGUUUUUCAGAACAUCAUACGAUAUUGCUGAUGUAUCAGCACUAUUAAAAAUGCCAUUUAAAGAAAGGAACAUUUUUAUUAUAUGAUUUAUUAAUACCAAGAAUCUUACUGUAACUUUCUAGCCAACAUGAUUCAUUACAACACAAAAAGAAACUGACUUUUGACAGCUAUAUAUGACAAUAUAAAAUCAAAUUAUAUCAGCACAAAAAGUUAUCUUAUUAAACAUUGUUUGAAAUCUUUUUGACAUGUGUUUAUUACUUAUAUAAUUAAACUUCGUAGCAACCCACCUUUUCAAAAUAAUCCUUAAACUUCUGUCGAGUGAAGGUAUUUGUUUUCUGAAAUGAGCAAAGUUAUGGGAAGAACUCCCCCUACAACACACACACAAAAUUAGGGAGAGAUUGAAACAUAUGCAAUGUUUAGAUAGUCAAAGGGCAUUAAAAAUAUAAAGUUAGCUUGUUAACAUAGGAAUAUGUCCAUGUGUAUAUAAUUACAGUAUGACCAAAAAUGUAUGAUGUCUGAAAUAUUUAAGGAUGUGAAUGCUGAAGAUUUUGAGAGAGCUCUUGGUUCAUUCUCCACACACAAAUAACCGCCCACCCCAGGGGUUUUCAUAUUCUAAGACUCCAGCGCAUUUCCCUUUUGCAUUUCUCUAUUUUUCUCUUUCUUUUAGGACUCUACAUUAUGAGUCACAGCAGAACUUUUGUCACAUAGUGUAUAUCUGAUUACACCUCCUAACCAUGGACCUCUGGGAAUUCAUCGUGAGAAGGUUGUCAGUCCACCCCAUCCUUCAGUGUUGUGUGCUGGGUAUCACAAAUCCAGUUGGCUGGUGUUCUCAGAGACAAUGAAACCGUGUGGAGAAGGGACUUGGGUGUUGACUUUCAUGACUGCUCUGAAGGGAGGAAGAGGAACUGAUGACAUCUCAAGGGUCCCUUCCAUCUCAUUAUUCUUCCUCUCCACAUUUACAGGAUUUGGCCUAGAAAUGAGCUGGUCUCUUGGCACUCAGAUGUACCAAUUUGCUCGACAACAAUGGCUCUUUCAUUUUUUUAAAGAAUGGAAGUUAACCAAUAAACUAUUUCUAGAUACAAACCUAGGAUAAUUCUAUAUGUGCCAUCGUUAAAAUAGACCCCAUAGGAUUUUCCAGUAAACUAGAACACUCAAUUUAUAUCCUAGAACCAUUUACCCAUAAAAUCUAAUUUUGACUUCUUGAUUUUUGUCCCAGGCUUUUUCUUUUUCUUUUUUUUUUUAAGACAACUGACAGUGCCAAGCCAUUUUGUCACUUUAAGAUUUUCCACUCCCCAGAGAGGCAAGCUUUUAGAAGGAUGACACUUUCCUGGAACUUUUCAGGCUGACACAUUUGUCACUUACCUAUUCCGUUUCUUCAGUCAGUUGUCUUUCCCUCAAGAUUUUAAAUCUGUAGAUAAUUUAGCCCUUGAACAGCCUUGUAAUAUAGUUCAUUUGAGAAGCAGGAGGGGGAAAAAGGAAGGAAGCAAGCCAGUGAUCUGCUCCUGAGUUUGUAGGAUGACAACUGCUUGUUGGGUUGCAUGGACGUGUCACCACCCUGCUUAUCCACAGUCCGAGCCCACAGUUAGCAAGUAAAUGGUCAUUAUAGAAAUCAUGCCAAUAAACAUGAUGCACUGCAGCCAUACAGAUACUUUAAAUAAUUAUUCUUUUUAUAACUAAGCCAUAUACUGAAGGAGAUUUAUAAUUCAGAGAUAAUAUACCCAUUAGUAAAGUUUAUGACCCAAUAAACAGCUCCCACUAGUUAAUAAAUGGCAAAGCCAUAAAAACAAAGACUAUUAAUUUAAUAGAAUUUCUGCACCUCCCUCUUGCUGGUGGUCUCAAGGCACUGAAGGGAAAUGCUAUCUUAGGAAAAACAUUUAUUCCCGUUAUGUAAAUAUCAAUGAAUUGUCUUACAAUCCAUCUGGAAAUCUCCCGGCCCCCACCUCCUUGGUCCCAGGUGGUCCUGAAAUGCUGAUGCAGUCUGCUUAGGUUUCAAGCAGUAGAUAACUCUGGUUUUCAGCACAAAUAAACCCUGUGACUCAAAUCUUUGGGGGAUGUGGAGAAGAUGGCUGUAAUUUCUGUCUCUCCUCUACCCUCUGAAGAAGAGAAAUCCCAACUAUUAACCAUUAUUCCAGAGUAGUAACUUCUAAGCUUCACCAUCUUUGCGUACACUUAAGUUGCUAGCUGCCUCUUCUCUUUCCUCUGAAAAAAAGAAAUCCCUACUCUUACCAUUGUUCCUGGAUAAUAAUUUUUAAAGAACUUUCAUAACCUUUGUAUAUACUUGUAUUUUUAGCUGCUAAUAUUUCUCAUUUUGAUGGAAAAGCAGGUGCUGCCGGUGGAUGUCAGGGUGAGUUGAAGGUUAAUAUAGGCAAUCCUUUUGUACUAAGAACUAAUUGUUUUUUUAAUAUUCCUGGAACCCUGGGAAUGAUUGAUAAAGUCAUUUGAAAGCCCCAAUCAAAUCAUGUCUUUUCAUAAGAACCUGAUGAAAAGCUGUUGAAGUUCACAUUAAAUGGUUUGCUGAGUCAUUGUUGGAAAGUGGGGAUGUCAGCAGAUGGCUAAUUUCCAGUGUGGGGUUUUGGGGAGUUUCUUGUUUUGUUUUUGCCUUUUCCCCCCACUUUAAACCCAACUGAACUGUUUGGACUUAACCGUUUGAAAAGCAACAUGUAUAGGUCUAUCGGUUGACUUUAAUGCUUACUAAAAUAGUUGAAUUCUUAUAAUAGAGAGAAGAUAAAGAGUGCUGUAACUUAA
Vicugna pacos (alpaca) is the source of this 5255-nucleotide messenger RNA. RefSeq names its product EF-hand domain containing 2 (gene EFHC2). Gene Ontology annotation, biological process: regulation of neuron projection development. Gene Ontology annotation, cellular component: microtubule. The record is from RefSeq and is a predicted model, not a curated record. Lineage: Eukaryota; Metazoa; Chordata; Mammalia; Artiodactyla; Camelidae.